Messenger RNA from Notolabrus celidotus (New Zealand spotty), 9905 nucleotides. RefSeq names its product nuclear receptor corepressor 2 (gene ncor2). The coding region runs from base 1 to 7212 and encodes 2403 amino acids. Gene Ontology annotation, biological process: negative regulation of transcription by RNA polymerase II. The record is from RefSeq and is a predicted model, not a curated record. The transcript is spliced from 46 exons. NCBI's taxonomy places the organism in Eukaryota, Metazoa, Chordata, Actinopteri, Labriformes, Labridae. Gene Ontology annotation, molecular function: transcription corepressor activity.
AUGUCCUCUCAUCCCCAGUCUGUGCCGCCGGGCCGGAGGACUGUGGACACGAGGCACCUGCCCAACCCUGCCACUUUACCACUGCAGCUGCAACGGGCACACACGGAAGUGGGACUGGUUGAUUACCACUCUCACCAUGCCAGGGACUACAGCUCUCACCUGUCCCAACCCCAUCGCCGUCGACCCUCUUUGCUUUCAGAGUUCCAGCCUGGGAAUGAGAGAGGGCAAGAGCAGCAUAUCCGCUAUGAGCACCUCUACCUGCCAGAGCCCAGCGGCCAAUCAGAGGUGGAGUAUGCAGAGAUGAAAAGGCCUCGCUUAGACAUGGGACCAGAGUCUCUGAUGAGGCCUUCAUCCCACCGGCAACAGCUGCCUAUGGGAGGGGCUGAUGAUAUGUCAAAGGAUCGUGGAAGUUCCAUGGGAAAGCUGGAGCCGAUCUCACCUGUGAGUCCCCAUAUGGACCCUGACUUGGAUCUGGUGCCGGCUCGCUUCUCCAAAGAGGAGCUGAUCCAGAACAUGGACCGCGUGGACCGGGAGAUCACCAUGGUGGAGCAGCAGAUCUGCAAGCUUCGCAAGAAACAGCAACAGCUGGAGGAGGAGGCUGCGAAGCCCCAUGAGCCGGAGCGGCCCAUCUCACCGCCACCCAGCGAAGCCAAGCACCGCAGCCUGGUGCAGAUCAUCUACGACGAGAACAGGAAAAAGGCAGAAGAGGCUCACAGGAUACUGGAGGGACUGGGACCCAGGGUAGAGCUGCCUCUGUACAAUCAGCCUUCUGACACCAAGCAGUACCAUGAGAACAUCAAAAUAAACCAGGCAAUGAGGAAGAAGCUCAUCUUGUACUUCAAGAGGAGAAAUCAUGCUCGUAAGCAGUGGGAACAGAAAUUUUGCCAGCGCUAUGACCAGCUGAUGGAAGCCUGGGAGAAGAAGGUGGAGCGCAUCGAGAACAACCCGCGGCGCCGAGCCAAGGAGAGCAAGGUGCGGGAGUACUACGAGAAACAGUUCCCAGAGAUCCGCAAGCAAAGAGAGCUGCAGGAGCGCAUGCAGAGCCGCGUUGGGCAGAGAGGAGGUGGUCUGGCCUCGUCUGCAGCUCGCAGUGAACAUGAGGUCUCCGAGAUCAUUGAUGGGAUAUCAGAGCACGAGAACACAGAGAAGCAAAUGCGUCAGCUGGCGGUCAUCCCUCCCAUGCUGUUUGACGCCGAGCAGCAGCGCAUCAAGUUCAUCAACAUGAACGGACUGAUGGACGACCCCAUGAAGGUGUACAAGGACCGGCAGGUUAUGAACAUGUGGAGCGAGCAGGAGAAAGACACUUUCAGAGAGAAGUUCAUCCAGCACCCUAAAAACUUUGGACUGAUCGCGUCCUUUCUGGAGAGAAAGACGGUGGCUGAGUGUGUGCUCUUUUACUACCUGACCAAAAAGAAUGAAAACUAUAAGAACAUAGUGCGGAGGAACUACAGGCGCAGAGGAAGAAGCCAGCACGGCCAGCAGCAGCAACAGCAGCAACAAGUGCACCGGAGCAGCCAGGACGACAAGGAGAAGGAGGAGAAAGAGAAGGAGGGAGAGAGAGAUGAAGAGAAAAAUGAAGCAGAGGACAAGGAAGAUGGAAUGAAGGAUGACACCUCUGGAGAAGAUGCAGAGGACAAAGAGCCCACUGUGGCUUUCAAGGGUCGACGCACAGCCAACAGCCAGGGGCGCCGCAAGGGCCGCAUCACCCGCUCCAUGACCAGCGAAGUAGAGGAGACCACCACACCGCCACUCAACAAUGAGCUUGCCAAUCUGGAGAUGAAUGAGAGCUCUCGCUGGACUGAAGAAGAGAUGGAAACUGCCAAAAAAGGCCUUCUCCAGUAUGGUAGGAAUUGGUCCGCCAUCGCCAAGAUGGUGGGAUCCAAAACCGUGUCACAGUGCAAGAACUUCUACUUCAACUACAAGAAGAGGCAGAAACUGGAUGAGAUUCUGCAGCAGCAUAAAAUGAAAUCGGAGAAGGAGCGAAAGGCCCGUCGCAGGGGCAAAUCCUCACAGAAUGAGGAGACCAGUGCAACUUAUACAGCAGAGGAGGAGGAAAUGGAGGGUUCAGGAGCAAGCGGCAAUGAAGAGGAGGCCCCUGAAGAUGGAGAAGGUGGAGCCAACAACAGCUCUGACACAGAGAGCCUGCCCUCGCCACACUCAUCAGAGGACAGCAAGGCUAAGGAGGAAGGCUCAGGCCGGUCAAAGGCCAGCUCCAGCAGCGGGGACAAGGAGGCAGGAGGGUCUGACAUGGGCCAGGCAGGGGAUGAGAAACCUCCUCUCAAAGAAGAUGCAGACUCGACCAUUAAGCAAGAGAUAAAGAUUGAGACAGGGGAACCCAGCAAGGAGCAGCCAACAGCGCCCAGCGAUGCCACAGAUAAAAAACCUCCUGUGGAGACAGAGGACGUCAAAAGCUCCGCCAAGAGCUCCAAGAAGGACCAUGGAGCCAAAAAAGACUCCCAUGGGGACAGUGACUCUAGUGCCACUUGCAGCGCUGAUGAAGUGGAGGAGACAGACAACACAGAGAAGAGCAGAAUGACUUCUCCAAGGCCGAGCCUGCUGAACUACGCUCACGAUGGGGUCAUCUCCUCGCCGCUGCAGAAACCCAUGGACCUGAAACAGCUCAAACAGAGGGCUGCUGCUAUUCCACCUAUUAUGCCAGAAGCCACCGUACAGGGUGCACAGCGAGGCGGGGGUGUCAAGUCAGUGCUGCCCCCGCAUGCCCUGGCACUGUACCAGCAGCAGAUCACCAUGGCUCAUGGGGAGUCCUCUCAGGAGGUCAAACAACAGCAGCAGCAGCAGCAGCAGCUCUCCGGCCAGCCAGGCAAACUGCAGCCUUACAGCUCACAGGCAGACAGAGAGAGGGAGGCUCUUCACAGCAGCAGCCCUCGCAUGCGCCCCCGCAGCCCCUCCGCUGGCGACAGAGAUGAGCUGGAAGGCAACGAGAGGUGGUUACUGACCCUCCUGCAGGGAUUAAAAAAGUCUCGGGAUUUCUCUCCGCAUGGUGAGGCUAAAAAGCAAGCACUGGGACCUGAUGACCUGAGGACCUCCAGCUUGGGUCGGCAGGUACUUUCCCCCUACCCGAUGUCCCCACGAGACAUGGCCAAGAUCAGUCACGACCAGCACUUGCUCCACUUCAACUCGUUCCAGCAAAGCCAUCCCUCUCUGUCGGGUCUGCCACAGGACGGUAGUAGACUAGCAGCAGUGAGGCCUCUCACCAUGCCAGAACCACCACCACUGAUUUCAUCCUCCAAGCCAGGAGGCUCCAUCACACAGGGCACUCCAGUGCAGUUGCACAGCCCGGCUCAUGGGUUAGACCACGGGAAGAUUCCCCCCACACAGAUGGGGUUGUCUUGGAUGGACCAAAGGAAAGUGGGUGGACCUUUCCCUGUGGUGAAGCAGGAGCAGUUGUCUCCUCGUAGCUCUUCAUCCCAACCUGACAACCUGUCAAUCCAGGGUUCUCCUCAUGAUAGUGCUGCUGGACGAGCAUCAAUGCCAGCUGUUCAGGGGGGGAGUAUUACGAAGGGCAUCCCAGGGACCAGAAUGCAUCCAGAUUCCUCCAUCUCCUACCGAGGGGGCUCCAUCACUCAGGGGACACCGGCUGAUGUGCUGUAUAAAGGAACCAUAACUCGUCUGAUCACAGAGGACAGCGCCAGCCGAGCUGAGAGGGAGCGGGAAGAGGCUCUGUCUAAAGGCCAUGUGGUUUACGAGGGCGUCAGUGCACACAUUCUUACAUAUGACCGUCCAUCUUCUCAGACCCCUAAAGAUGAGGGCAGAGGCCCUGGGCAGCCCGGGGAAAUCCUGGGCUUGAAGCGUCCUUACGAUGUUAUGGAAGGGGGCAUCUCUAGAGGACUCCCCAUGAGGGAUUCACUGUCUGCCACUAACUGUGAAGGUCUGAUUGGUCGAGCCAUGCCUCAUGACAGGGACAGUCCACACCACGCACCUUACAAGGAUGCUCAUCACACCCGUGGCUCCAUCUCACAAGGUUUACCUCGUCAUCUGGAACCUCAGGAUGGUUACCUGAGGAGGGAGGCUAAACAGAUGAAGAGAGAAGGCUCCCCACCCCGUGGGCCUGGCCCGCUCUCAGACCCGAUGAAGGGCAGAGAGGGGAUGGUGCCCACGGUAAAGGAGCCUGGGCGCUCCAUCCACCUCAUUCCCAGGGAGGAGCUUAGACAGCCUGGCAAGGAGGGCAUCAUAGCACAGGGAACACCCAUGAAGCAGGAGGCAGCUGGUUCAGGGAAACGCCAUGACGUCCGCUCCAUCAUAGCCAGUUCACCACGUUCCUACCAUAACCCCCCCUCCCACCUGGAGAUGCGUGAGAGAGGCAGAUAUGAAGAGGCACCUAAAGGGCGGCCAAGUGCUGUUGUCAGUACAGCUAGCCCCAUCGCCCGCUCAUCUCCCCUCACACUGGGGUCAGAGCAGGGAGGCAAGGCCCAUCACAGUCCAGUGGGCUACGACGACAAAGGUGGCCUUAGGAACCCUUACCCUGGGCCAUCACAUCGAGGAUCACCCCUCUCCAGGGAGGCAAGCCAAAGGCAGCAUGAUGGCUCCAGUAAGAAUCCUCAGCAGGAGCGCAAAGCCACACCAACCCCCAGGGAAAUGGCUGCUACCAAAUCACCACUACAGGGUGUUACCGAUCCGCAGGCCUAUGAGCGUCUGCUGCAGGGUCUUGGAGCUGCAGACGUGUACCGUCAAAUCCCCUUAGCCUUCGAUCCUGCAGGAAUACCCCGCGGCAUCCCUAUCGACCCGGCCGCCUACUACUUGCCUCGCCACCUAGCCCCCAACCCAGCAUAUCCUCAUCCCUACCCCUACCUCAUCCGUGGUUUUCCCGACACGGCAGCCCUGGAGAACCGCCAAACACUGCUCAACGACUACAUCACUUCCCAGCAGAUGCACCAGUGGCCUGCAGCCAUGGCUGCCCAGCGCUCAGACCUGCUGAGGGGUCUCAGUCCACGGGACCAGCCCCUUCCUCUGCCCUACUCUGCAGCCCCACGUGGAAUCAUCGAUCUUUCUCAGGUGCCACACUUACCUGUCCUGGUCCCUCCCUCUCCAGGGGCAGCCAGCUCCCCCAUGGACCGCAUCACCUACAUCCCCGGGGGAGGCACCACCUACCCUGGCAGGCCUUACACCACCCCCCCAAUCUCACCAGUUGGGUCCUCACACAUGAACAAGAUCCAAGGCGCGCCUUCCUCAGAGCGCGAGCGUGAAAGAGACCGGGAACGAGACAGGGAGAGGGAUCGGGAGCGUGAGCGGGACCGGGAGAGAGAGAGGGAGCGUGAGCGGGACCGGGAGAGAGAUCGAGAAAGAGAACGGGAGAGGGAAAGGGAGAGGGAACGGGACCGUGACAGAGAGAGAGACAGAGACAGAGAGAGAGAGAGAGAGAAGGGUGGCUCCAUGGGGAAUGUGGAGCACGCCCCCAUCUGGAGACCAGGUACUGAGCACAGCUUGGCAAGCAGCAGCAGCAGUGUGAGACCUUCAUCCCAGCCAUACAGCCACCAGCACUCCCCAGUGUCCCCUCGCACCCAGGAGAACGUGCAGCAGAGGCCGAGUGUCCUCCACAACACCGGAGUGAAAAGCCUCUCUGUCAGCGAACACUCCGGCUCAUCUGUGUUUCGGUCCAUGUCCUCUGGGUCAGGCCGCUACCAAGGUUACCCCGGCCACCUCCAAAGGACAGGUAUGCCCCCUGAGGCCUACCCACCUGUCAUGGACUCAAGUUUAGCCAAAGAGCAGAGUCGCGAUGGAGGGAAAAACAGGGGAGGUCUACCCAAGCACGUGCAGGACCAGCACGGGUCGUCAAGCAAAUCUGACCCCAAGAUGUCCAGCCUGAGCCCCGGAGGAAUGUACCCAGGUCCCUAUCCCCCGGCUUCGGGCCGGCCACAACACCUGCUGCCUCCCCAGUCGGAUAACCCCCCCGGUCGUGGAGAAAGCGGUACUCCUAGUAGGGAUAAGACUCAAAACAAAGCGAUGUCCAUUCAGGAACAAGAGCUCCGAGCACUCGCUCAACAGAAGAUAGAUCCACACAGUUUGUACCGCCCUCCGUCUGAAGAGAGACUGUCUCCAGGCCAGCAGCCCACGUCCCCCUGUGUGAAAGGCAGCCAGAGGGUGGUCACCCUGGCUCAGCACAUCAGUGAGGUGAUUACUAAAGACUACACCAGGCAGAGUCAACAGCAGCAGAGCUACCACGGUUCUCCUGUCCUGGACCUGACACGUCCACCCAGUGCCACCCAGCCUCCACCCACCUCACAGGAGUCUGCUGGAGGGCCCAGAUACAUGGACAGCCUUGGUGGAGAGCGAAACAGAGACCGGUCUCCUCCUCAGCCCAAGUCAUCCCCGGUCAGCGUUUCAAAUGACGGCAUUGAACCGGUGUCUCCUGCUGGAGCAAACUCUGAACCCGAAGUCCAGGGAGGGGCCUCCUACCCCAACGAGCAGGGGGAGCAAGGGAUGGGCUCUCGUUCCCCUCCCAACGCCUCCCAGCCUCCAGCAUUCUUCAGCAAGUUAACCGAGAGCACGUCAGCGAUUGUGAAAUACAAAAAACAGGAAAUGAUUAAGAAGAUGACUGUGGUAGGAAACGAAGGGGAUUUCAACGCAGGUCAGCCUGGAACAGAGAUCUUCAACAUGCCGGCCUCUACAACCGCAGGACCCGUGAGUGUCCGUAGCCACCCGGCACCAGAGACUCCCGGAAACUCAAUCGGCCUGGAGGCCAUUAUAAGAAAGGCCUUAAUGGGCAAAUACGAUGACCAGUCUGAGGAGCGCCCUCCAUCCAACCCUGCUAACAUGAUGGGUUCCAAUGUGUCUGCUAACAUGGCAGACGGACGCGGGGAGGACGGUUUCUCACAAGGUGGGGGAAAAUCGUCAAAGGGCAGCGGGCGCUCGAACGGCCGGAAAGCCAAAUCUCCAGGACCGGGUAUGUCAGGAGGGGAGAGACCGUCCUCUGUAUCCUCAGUCCACUCUGAGGGCGACUGCAACAGGCGAACUCCUCUCACUAACCGUGUGUGGGAGGACAGGCCUUCAUCCACUGGUUCAACUCCGACUCCCUUCCCCUGUAACCCGUUGAUAAUGCGUUUCCCCAGCGGAACUGUGUCGGCCCCCUCCCCCUCCUCUGGGCAGCAGGGGGGCCAGGGACCUGGGUUAGCACCUGGACAGGGCAGAUCCUGGGAGGAGGAGCCCAAACCGCUUCUCAUGUCUCAGUACGAGACCCUGUCUGACAGCGAGUGACCCAGAAGUCCACCACACCACAGGACCCAUUAACAACCAACUAUGUGCUGCUGCAGCCACACACACACACUCACACAUGCCCACACACACACUCAUACGCACCUGCAAACCUCCCUGCACCAUUCCACUCUGCAUUUCCUCUGUCGGUCAUCGAGAAAGGACCAUGUCCUCCUCUCACACACCUGAGACAACAACAAGAAGAGCUGGAACACUGCUGCUCUGUGUGUGCGUGUGUGUGUAUGUUAGCACUUAUGCAUUCACUCCAGGACUACUCUAAAGGACAAAUCACUUUUUUUUUAACUUUUACUACUUUUCCUCACUGGCCUUAUCAAUAAAGACACAUUGACCUGCACCUUUUGGGUGCAGCACUCUAAUGUGCUGACACUUUGCGAGGACGGGACUCUGAGGUCGUGUUGUUGGUCUGAUCACAAACUUGACGAUGAUUGCUCCAGUGACAGAUUUUAAGCAGCAACCCGCACACCUCUCACGUUCCCUCACGGUGGACUCCACUACAAAAACACGUGCGAGGGGGACAAGAGGAGAAUCAACAUCCUGUUUUCCUUUUUUUGGUUCUUUCUUUUGAAUUCAGUCAGUCCAGUCCUGUGUUUGGAACGUGAGCUGAGACCUGUCGUACAUUUUGAUGGUGAACUUUUGAUGGUGUCAUUUGUUGUCUAUUAUCUGCAAUGAUGUAUCUUUUUUGGGGCAGAGAUCCGGGGGCAGAGAUUGUGAUGCGAGAGGGUCAUAUCAUUGGUUUACAGGGUAAACAUGCUGUUCAUGCUGAUGUCAUAUAUUAGGGGAGGGAGGGGUCCCGAGGAACAGAGAAGGCCUGUUGACUUCAGGCGUCCACGUGGGGAGAGAUGAUUUGCCAGAUGGAUGGCACUGAAACAAGUGACACUUUCUCACUGUUUUUAUAUUAACCAUGUCUGUGUUUGUUCAAAAGGUUUUUGAAAAUUAAGCACUUAGUUGUCAAUCUGUUCACAAUGGCUUUUUUAAGAAUCAGUGUUUCCUGGGGCAGGUUAAACAUGGACUCAAGAAUAGAAAUCCCAUCAUGGAGGUAUCUUUUAACACCUGUCUGUUUAAGUUUUGGUUUCGGUAUUCUUCAUCGCUCCCACACUCAAAGCGACAAUCACAUUUUGACGCUUCGAGCAGGUGCAGGCAAACCUUAAAGCUGCUCUCAGACUAACUCCGCAGCGUCUCUUGGAACUUGCUCACAUCGAAGAGGUGAUGUAUAAAAAGCCAUCUUUCUCUUACCCUUGGUCCACAGCGGGGUCAGCGUCAGCUGGCAUGCUUGAAUCCUGUCUUGGAGUUGUUGUGACAGUCUGACCUCUGACCUUUUACUGCCUAGAAGAGAAGCUGAAGCCCGACUCUUUAUCCAGGCAGAUUUUUGUACAGUAACAAGAUAUUCCUAGUGUUAAGUGCCAUUUAUUUUACAUUUACAGAACUGAAUUUAUCAUCUGACGCACAAGUUUUUCCUUUUAGCCCCCCAUGACAGGGUAAACUGUCCACGCAGGGAAAUCUGAAUCAAACACGCAAACAAAACAUCCUCUUUUAAAAAUCUUUUCGUGUAUAUUCUUUUUGUCUCAAAGUCAUGACAGCCGUAGCUUUUAACUGUUACACUCUAGAUUUAUCUUCAAAACAAACUUAAACUGCACCACAGGACCCGCUAAGACAGGCCUGUGGCAGAUGUUCUCUCUGCUGUGAGUCUUUUUACAUAUUCAAGAUUACUUCAUCACACCUCACGUCUUUCUGUUGGUCAGAUGAAGUUGAGGGAAAACAUUCAUUCUGUUAGUUUUCUCUCAGUUUUUAAACAUCUCCUCCUUGUUAAUGUUGUGAAAUAGUUUAAUCUUGUGCAGGCAGGGGUUUUGUCCUCUGGACGCUCUGAAACGCUGGUGGUGAACACGCUGAGCGUUUAAAGAAAGACGAAGCUCUCGCAACUGUUUCUCAUUUUGUCACAACACAAACAUUGACUGUUAUUGGACUACCUCCUCUCCCUCCAUCAUACUUGUCGUUGGUAGAUUAUAAACCAUCCCACACCAACAUAUAGUUUUAAGGUCUUAUUUUUUUUUUUCCGCCUAGAAGGACGGUUCAUAAUUUCGAAGCAGAAGUUUGUCCAUCGGUCUUUCUUCAUGUAUAUCAUUUAUCCACUGAUGAAAUGUAAGAAUGUGACGGUAAAACAGACUAAGCCAUAUCCAGCUGCUCCCUAAACAGUUGACAGACUUACACAUUGAUUUUAAAAAGUAUACUGAGAUGAAUUUUAACAUGCAUCAUUUUGUUUUUGUGCAUACAGUUUGUUUUGAUAUCAGUCAUGUCAACAAAAUCAAAAACAGUCAUUCAAAGCAUCACAGUUGAUUUCUGACGUGUUCCCUGGACUGUCCAAACAUGGGUUGGGUUUUUCGGGGUGGGGGGGUGGGAUUGACUUAAACAGUACAUUCAUUGUUCAACCAUUUUGUGCAUAAUGAUUUUUUUUUUAUUAUAACCCACUGUAUAAUAGCAAGGAUUGUAUAUAAAACUGAAGAGAUGUAAAUAUUUAUGUGGCUUGCUUCAAGGUUGGUAUUACGAUAAAACAAAAAGAAAAAGAAAUAUUCACAUGGUUAAAUUCUACAUGCCCACCAGCAAGCUUUGUGGAUAGCAGUGUAAAAAUGAAAACAAAAAAGACACUGCCUUAAUGUUUAAAUAAAAAGCUUAUUGCCAUU